AGGAGUGUAAUUAACUGAAUAAUCAACGCUUGGCCAUCAUGCUUACGGAUCACGAACGUCGUAAGCAAAUCAGUGUACGUGGUAUUGCGCAGGUGGAGAAUGUGGCUAACAUCAAGAAGGCAUUCAAUCGACAUUUACACUUCUCGCUCAUUAAGGAUCGCAAUGUAGCAACUCCUCGAGAUUAUUACUUUGCUCUGGCACACACUGUGAGAGAUCAUCUCGUGAGUCGUUGGAUUCGCACACAACAAUACUAUUAUGAAAAGGAUCCAAAACGUGUAUAUUAUCUCUCGCUAGAGUUCUAUAUGGGUCGCACUCUAUCGAAUACGAUGAUGAAUAUUGGUGUGCAGGCGGCUAUUGAUGAGGCUUUAUAUCAGUUAGGGCUGGAUAUCGAGGAGUUGCAAGAGAUCGAAGAAGACGCAGGCUUGGGUAAUGGUGGACUUGGCCGUUUAGCGGCAUGCUUCAUGGACUCUCUGGCCACAUUGGGUAUUGCCGCCUACGGCUAUGGUCUUCGCUACGAGUACGGUAUAUUCAAGCAGUUGAUUCGUGAUGGAUGGCAAGUGGAAGAGCCGGAUGAUUGGCUGAGAUUCGGGAAUCCAUGGGAGAAGGCACGACCCGAAUAUAUGCUACCGGUGAACAUGUACGGUAAUGUUGAGAAGGAUGCACAGGGCAAUAGUCGUUGGGUGAAUACACAUUUGGUGUUUGCGAUGCCCUACGAUACACCCGUACCGGGAUUUCGUAACAAUGUGGUGAAUACGUUACGGUUGUGGUCUGCAAAAGCCGAGAAUCACUUCCGUUUGAAAUUCUUCAACGACGGUGAUUACGUUCAAGCGGUGAUGGACAGAAAUCUAUCGGAGAAUAUCACUCGUGUGUUGUAUCCGAACGAUAACAUUUUCGAAGGCAAAGAGUUACGUCUGAAACAACAGUACUUCUUGGUAGCGGCCACUUUGCAAGACAUCAUUCGCCGUUUCAAGUCGAGCAAGUACGGCUGUCGUGAUACGAUCCGUGCCAACUUCGACACAUUCCCCGAUAAAGUGGCGAUUCAGUUGAACGAUACACACCCGUCCAUCGGUAUUCCGGAACUGAUUCGUUUGCUCGUGGACGUUGAGGGUAUAACGUUUGAGAAGGCGUUCCAAAUUUGUGUGAAAACAUUUGCGUACACCAAUCACACGUUGCUACCCGAGGCGUUGGAACGUUGGCCAGUUUCGUUGAUCGAGAACAUG
Molecule: messenger RNA, 1220 nt
Organism: Anisakis simplex (herring worm)
Lineage: Eukaryota; Metazoa; Nematoda; Chromadorea; Rhabditida; Anisakidae
Source: the annotation of a GenBank genome assembly